AUGGUAAUUUAUCCAGUAUUAGGAUGGAUUUUUAAAAAUGUUGAUAUGAUGAAAGAGCGGGCAUAUUUGGCCAGAUAUCUCACCAAAAUCGAUGUCCCAGGUGCAUUUCAAGAUCCAGAAUUGAUUGAGUUAUCGAAUCAAAUUUCAACUUUGAUGGAAGAAUUCAAAGAUAUACAUUCGCAAGUUAUAGAAACUCGUAAAGAUUCAUUAAUGAUGGAGAAUAUACGAGCUGAUUUAACUUCUAUGAAAAUCGAGAAAGAACAAUUAAGCAAACGAGUUGAUAAAAUUGAGCGUAAGCUUCACGGUAUAGCAAAUAUGGAACGUUUGCUACGACUUGCCGAAAAAUGUCGAAUGGAAAAUGAACAAUUGGAAAAAAUUGGACAUCUUAAAUUGGAGCAACAAAAUUUGAUUUUAUUCAAUGAUCAAAAGUUACAGCGUUUGAAUAUUUUACUUGAAGAAGUAAGAGCAGCUGGUGAAAAUGUUGAUCCGACGAAAAGAAUGAAAGCUCUAAAGGAAGAAAUGGAGACGAAUCGUUAUAUGGUUAAUGAAAAAUUACCGAAAGAAAUUGAAUCAAAAAAAGGAAUUGUUGCUGACUUAAAGAAAGUGGUUGAUGUUGCUGUUAUGGAUAAAAAUGAUAUCGCUGAAUUGCAACAAAAAAUUGACAAAGUGAAUCAGGAAAUUAUGGAUCUGAUAAGUGAGCGUGAUCGUAAUGAUGAGAGUACGGAUAAGCUAUCAAUUUAUCGGCAUCAAGCAUCAUCUAUUUAUAAAAAGAAAGCACAGCUGGUUGAAAAAUUGCAAAAAGCGCGUUUGGAAUUGCAAAAUAUUACAAAUAAGGUGGAAACGAAGGGGAAUAACUUACGAGAAAAAGGUGGCACAGAUUUUGUGAUUACAACCACACAGUUCAAGAAUUAUACCAGUAAGUUACGCACUAAAACAUCAAAUUACAAACGGAAACAUGCUGAAAUAAGUGAUUUGAAGAGUGAACACGCUAUACUAUCACGUACUGUCGAUAUUCUUGCAAAUCAGUGGAAAAAACUUAUGCAGAAAAUAGAGGAAAAUGGUAGAAGGAUAAUUGAAAGACAUGAUGCAAAAGAUGAUGAAAAAUUUGAAAGUACCAAACCGGAAACAAAUGAUAUGAAAAAGUUACGUGAUAUGAUUAGCAAAUUAAAUCAACAAAUGGAUUUAAAAAGAAUGACGGUUGAUGAUUUCAAACAAUCAAACGCUGAAUUAAAUAAGCAUCUUGCUGAUGCUAUGGAAAGUUUCGAUGCGAAGAAACGAAAUUAUGAGGCAUCCGAAGCAAAUUUUGAAAGUGCUUUUCGAGAAGUUGAAGAGGAUGUCAGAAAUAUGGAAGAUGAAAUGAUUACGAAGAAGCGGAAAAUUUUUCGUGCUGACAUUGAACUUAAAAUCAUGAAAACUAUUUCAGAGAAAUUGAGACAAGAUGGAUUAAAACUGAUUAAUCAAAUAGAGAAGGAAAUUAGCCGUAUCAAUAAAGAAAUGGAAAUUUUGCAACAAUCAAAUCAAGAAAAUAAAUUAUCAGUCGAGGAAGCAACUGCUCAAGUAGCAAUGUGGCGAUCAUUAAUGAAAAUUUUUCAACUUAAAUUACAAAUAGCAGAAGGUGAAAAUAAGAACAGAAGAACAGAAUGA
Molecule: messenger RNA, 1644 nt
Organism: Acanthocheilonema viteae
Lineage: Eukaryota; Metazoa; Nematoda; Chromadorea; Rhabditida; Onchocercidae
Source: the annotation of a GenBank genome assembly